Leptinotarsa decemlineata (Colorado potato beetle) is the source of this 4770-nucleotide messenger RNA. It is a transcript of the gene Egfr, whose product is annotated as Epidermal growth factor receptor. The record is from RefSeq and is a predicted model, not a curated record. Gene Ontology annotation, biological process: positive regulation of kinase activity; protein phosphorylation; negative regulation of apoptotic process. Gene Ontology annotation, molecular function: ATP binding; transmembrane receptor protein tyrosine kinase activity. NCBI's taxonomy places the organism in Eukaryota, Metazoa, Arthropoda, Insecta, Coleoptera, Chrysomelidae. Gene Ontology annotation, cellular component: plasma membrane; signaling receptor complex; basal plasma membrane.
AUGGCUGAGGCGGCCGUUAGUUGGUUGGAUGAUGCGCUGGUGUUCGGACCGCGCACGAUGUGACCUUCUUGUGACCGCCUUAUCAGCGAUCCGCCGCGAUGUUCCCCAGAAUGGGGAUGUUGAAGAUCAACUCUUGUGUUUGUAUUUUCCUCAUUGUGAUUGUGAUAAACUGUGGCGAGUGCGCGAGGAACAGAAACAAAGGACAUAUCACAAAUGCAUCGCAUGUCAUUCAGCAACACAUGCGAACAAGACCGCUUCUUACUGAGAUGGAUUCGGAUUUUUUGAAUAAAGGAAAGAUUUGUAUUGGAACCAAUGGUCGUAUGUCUGUCCCAUCUAAUCGAGAACGUCACUAUAGAAAUCUAAAAGAACGCUACACGAACUGUACUUACGUCGAUGGAAACUUGGAAUUGACGUGGCUUCAAGAAGAUAACUUGGAUCUCAGUUUUCUCCAAUAUAUAAGAGAAGUAACCGGAUAUGUUCUGAUAUCUCAUGUGGAUGUGAAAAGAGUUGUCCUUCCUAGCCUCCAAAUAAUUCGUGGAAGAACGUUAUUCAAGAUGAAUGUGCGGGAUGAGGAAUUCGCUCUGAUUGUCACGCUUUCCAAAAUGUAUUACCUGGAAUUGCCUGCCCUUCGAGAUGUUCUAAAGGGAAACGUCGGAUCAUUCAACAAUUAUAACCUUUGCCACGUCAAAACAAUCAACUGGAAGGAAAUUAUGUCCGACUCCAAGGGUAAUUUUUCGUACGUCUAUAAUUUUGCGUCCCCAGAACGUGAAUGUCCGCCUUGCCAUAAAGACUGUGAACACGGAUGUUGGGGUGAUGGCCGUGAGAAUUGCCAACAAUUUUCAAAAGAAUUUUGCAGUCCGCAAUGUUUUCAGGGUCGCUGUUUCGGCCCCAAACCUAGAGAAUGUUGUCAUCUUUUUUGUGCUGGAGGAUGUACAGGACCUAAACAAAGUGACUGUAUAGCAUGUCAAAACUUCUACGAUGACGGGGUUUGUACCCAAGAAUGCCCUCCAAUGCAACUGUAUAACCCGACAACUUAUUCCUGGGAACCAAAUCCAAAUGGUAAAUUUGCUUACGGUGCAACUUGCGUUAAAAAGUGCCCAGAACAUUUGCUCAAAGAUAAUGGUGCUUGUGUACGGACUUGCCCGCCAAAUAAACAUGCGGUAGACGGCGAGUGUGUUCCAUGUGAAGGGCCCUGUCCAAAAACUUGUUCCGGUGAUGGUACUAUCCAUUUUGGAAAUAUUCAAAACUUCAAGAAUUGUACAGUUUUGGAAGGAAAUAUCGAUAUUCUGGAAAACUCUUUCAAAGGAUUCCAAAGUGUAUUUCCUAACUACACUUUUGGUGAUAGAUAUCCAGCAAUGCAUCCCAGUGCCUUGAGUGUUUUUAGUACCCUGAAAGAAAUAACUGGGUAUCUGAAUAUACAAGCAUAUCACCCCGAUUUCAAAAAUCUUUCAUAUUUUUCCAAUCUUGAGGUCAUCGGCGGUAGAGCUUUGUACGAGUAUUCAACGUCUGUUUAUAUUGUUAAAACAUCUCUUGAAAGCUUGGACCUAAGAUCUUUGAAGAGAAUCAAUAUGGGAACGGUGGCAAUAUUAGAGAAUAAACACUUGUGCCUAGCUGAAGGUAUCAACUGGGAUCUGAUCCGAAAGAGUCAUGACAAUCAUCUAAUGUUAUCGAAUAACAGCGACCUGAACAGUUGCAAAGCAAGAGGUCUUGUAUGUGACGAGCAGUGUAGUAAAGAUGGCUGUUGGGGACCAGGUCCAGACCAGUGUUUAUCCUGUGCUCAUUUUAGACUUGGUACUAAAUGUUUAGAGAACUGCAGCGUAGUAUCCGGAAUAUAUCGUGCAGAAAAUAACGAAUGCAAACCUUGCCAUGAACAAUGUGGAUCUUCUUGUCAUGGACCUGGUGCCAACAAUUGCACGUCCUGCAAACAUCUACAGGAUGGAAAUUUUUGUGUUUCGAAAUGCUCCCAAAACAAAUAUGAAGAAAACGGAGUAUGCAAAGAAUGCCAUGCCAACUGCGUAGAUAGCUGUACUGGGCCUUCUGAAAUUCUCGGUGAAGGUGGAUGCAACUCCUGUGAAUUGGCCAUCAUGGACGAUACUAAUUACGUUUGCUUACACAAGAAGGAUAACUGUCCUGAUGGUUACUAUUAUGAAUAUGUAGGUCAGCAUAUCCAAGAAGAAACUAGCCUGAAAUUGUUAGCAGGAAAGGGAAUUUGCAGAAAAUGCCAUCCGAGAUGUAAGGAAUGCACUGGAUAUGGAUUCCAUGAAUCCAGUUGCCAGAAAUGCAUGCAAUACAAGAAGGGAGAACAAUGUGAAGAUGAAUGUACACCAGACUAUUACCCAGAUGUCAACACAAACGAAUGUAUUGCCUGUGACGAUGAAUGCCGUGGCUGUACUGGUCCGGGCCCUGAAAACUGUGUGGUGUGCCAGAAUUUUAAAAUUUUCAUUGAUGGAAAUAAUGACGAUAAUAACACCGCCUUUGUUUGUGUUGCCUCCUGUCCGGCAGAUUUCCCACAUAAAGUAUUUCCGGAUGAUGGACAUGCAUCGGCAUUUUGCUCAGAUGUAGCUACAAGCUCAUAUUCAGUCUAUCCAAAAAAUCCUUACGACAUUGUUAUCAUAAUUGGCGCAGUAAUCGGUGGAAUAUUUCUUCUGAUACUUUCGAUUGGUUUCAUAUGUUACUACCAGAGAAAGGAAAAAAUCAAAGAGAAUGCAAUGAAAAUGACUAUGGCUCUAACUGGUCUCGAAGAUAACGAGCCGUUACGCCCCAGCAAUGUAAUGCCCAACAUAGCAAAAUUAAGGAUAAUAAAGGAGACAGAAAUACGCCGAGGAACCAUUCUUGGUUAUGGCGCAUUUGGCACAGUCUACAAAGGUGUCUGGGUACUUGAAGGGGAAACGUCUGCCAAAAUCCCUGUCGCUAUUAAAGUAUUGAGAGAAAAUACAGGAGCCAACAAUAGCAAAGACUUUUUAGAUGAAGCCUACAUCAUGGCUUCAGUUGAUCAUCCCAAUUUACUUCAGCUUCUUGCUGUAUGCAUGUCUUCACAAAUGAUGCUUGUCACCCAGUUAAUGCCACUAGGAUGUUUACUGGACUUUGUGAGAACUAAUAGAGACAGAAUUGGGUCUAAAUCGUUAUUGAAUUGGUCAACACAGAUAGCUAGGGGUAUGGCUUACUUAGAAGAAAAACGUCUUGUGCACAGAGACUUGGCAGCUAGAAAUGUUUUGGUGCAAACUCCAGCAUGUGUUAAAAUAACAGACUUCGGACUAGCUAAACUUUUAGAUAUAAAUGAAGAUGAGUACAAAGCAGCUGGAGGUAAAAUGCCUAUCAAGUGGUUGGCAUUGGAAUGCAUUCAACAUCGAAUAUUCACACACAAAUCUGACGUCUGGGCAUUUGGUGUCACAGUAUGGGAACUGCUAACCUUUGGAGGACGUCCUUAUGAUAAUGUUCCUGCUAGAGAUGUACCUGAAUUAUUAGAAAAGGGAGAGAGAUUACCACAGCCACAGAUAGCGAGCAUAGAUGUUUAUAUGACAAUGAUCAAGUGCUGGAUGCUAGAUGCUGAGAGCAGACCGUGCUUCAAGGAGCUGGAAGACGAUUUCUCCAAAAUGGCCCAGGAUCCUGGAAGGUAUUUGGCUAUACCUGGAGAUAAAUUCAUGAGGCUGACAAAUUUCACUUAUCCCCAGGACGAUAGGGAAACAAUCAGAAAUCUCACUUCAGCUUUGGAGUCGUCGGACUGUAUAUCAGAAAGUGAUGAACACCAUCGAAAUCAACCAAGAAAUUCUCUACAUACUGGACGGCUGUCUAUGUCUUCUGCUUCUCCUACACCAACUGCCAACGGGUAUUGGCAAUCAGCACAUCCUAUGGCUUCAGACGGCAGUACCUCACAGUAUCAAAACAACUUGAAUCAAAAAAUUUUAAGAUAUGUACAGUCACAUUCACUUGAUCAAACCCAUUCAACACAAUCUGAUGACUCCAGCAUCAGAUAUUGUGGCGAUUCAAUAAAAAUGAAAAACGAUAUAGGGUCUGACGAAUACGAUUCAGCUAGAUCACAAGCACAAGUGGGUACCCUAAAACUUGAACUGCCUGUCGACGAAGAUGACUACUUGAUGCCUUCUCCACAGCAAACUCAAGGAAAUUCAACUUAUGUUGAUCUGAUAGAUUCUAGAAAAUCAGAGGGUGCCAGCUCCAGUGUCUUGAAAUCCUAUGAAGAUUUUUAUAAAAAUAACAUAGAUAAUCCCGAAUACCUUAUGAAUAACGAUACUCCAAGUCAAACAAUAGGUCUUCCGACUGUUUCAGAAUUUGUGAAUGUCUGUUCAAAAACUCCUGUGGAGCAAUUUGGUUUCCAGCCUACCCCGAGUUAUCUUCCUCAAAAAAGUUCUGAGGAAGAGUCGGAUCAUGAGUAUUACAACGACUUCGACAGAUUACAAAGGGAGUUGCAACCCCUCCAGAAAAAUAAGGAUGGAUCUAUUGUUUGAGUAAAGGAAAUUAAGUAAUGUUUGUACAAAAUUCAAAGUACAAUUCAACGGCCUUUUGUACUUUCAAUUUGGAGGCAAGGCUGUGUGAAAUUAUCAUAUUGUGCUACUUAAUUAAUAUAAGGGACCAUUUUUAGCAUUACACUGUCUAAAUUAUGACAAUAACCCAGUGCCAUGGCAUGGCAUUUAAUGUACAUAAUUUUUUCCAUUUUCUCUUAUUGUAAAUAAAUAAAAAUUUAAUCUUCUUGGGUAAGUUAUGGAAAGGAAUUGUGAUGCCAGUCCUAGAUAUUCUUGCCCAAACUAUCUGUGA